This is a messenger RNA of Morchella sextelata, 2385 nucleotides long. RefSeq lists its product as uncharacterized. The transcript is spliced from 7 exons. The record is from RefSeq and is a predicted model, not a curated record. Gene Ontology annotation, cellular component: cytoplasm; nucleus. Bases 1 to 2385 code for a protein of 794 amino acids. Lineage: Eukaryota; Fungi; Ascomycota; Pezizomycetes; Pezizales; Morchellaceae.
AUGUUCAUGCUGAGGAAUGUGGGCAAGCUAAUAUUUGGCGAUUCAACUAAACAAGACAUCAUCCAGCUCGAUCAAGGUCAGCUCUAUAUUGUCCGACCAAACUCCGUUAAAGGCCAUAGCGAAUGCAUAUUUAAGGAUGCUGCUGCUACAAUCCGUAGAACGUCAACUAACUUUCACUAUCAACUGGUAAUCCAGCGUGCUUACGAAGAAGGAGAAGAGCAGCUUGUCGAUGACGCUGAGGAUUUCGACGACACAAAGGACGAAAAGACGUUUUUGCUUGAUGAGGGCCUGCACCUACGGUACACCAUUCGUGACGGGCAAGCGGUUUUUGCGUGGAGGGAUUUGAGUGGGGAUCCUGGUGAUUUAUACGAGUUUAUUUGCGACCCCAGUGUACAGCCUAGUUCAGCUCCCACUUUCGAACUUGUAGCUAUACAAUGUCAGUUUGAAAGAAAAUUUAGGAGAAGUCACGAAACAGCAACAGAACAGGAGUUGCAUCACUUCUCUUUUUCUGAUCCAAUCCCGUCUGCUUCUAUGGCGCCCAAUUCGCCUACAACUACAACAUCCAGUUCCAUAUUCUCCGCAACAAAACCAACUGCCGUAUCUCCUGCAAGCAAGGCUAUGCCUCCUCCGGCAAAAAAAGUUGAAACUCCUGUUCGAAAAACGAGAAGUUACAAAAAGGAGCUGUCUCCUAUUACAGCUACUGUUGCACCAGAAGCUGCAGUUGCCCCGGAGGUGGGAGAAAUUCUAUCGUCAGAAAGUGCAGAACUGCAUUUGUUCGAUUUGUCAAGCGCCACGUUCGUAUUACAGGACUCCGAGGUUAUGGCAACAGUUACUGAAGUCGGACCGUGGCAAUAUUGGCUUCAAAUCGAGGGCCAGAGUAGGUCUUGGUUGGGCCAACCAGUAAUUGCCGAUAUCAACCCCGUUUUCAAUUUCGAAUACCUCUCUUUCAUCUUUAAUCACUACGGCGCAGACGGAUCGGCAUACUCAUGGCUUUUGCGCUUCAAAGACAUGGAAACCGAGGAACGUUUCCAAGAAGGUCUCAUGCGUGCCCUCUGGGAACAAUUGAACGAGCAAAAAUGGACCAAGGCCAAAGGCCAAGACCGGGAAUAUGUCCUUGAAGCCUUCCAAGAUACAACUAUGGAGGAUGCACUAGAUAUCGAAGAGGAGGAGGAAGAGGAGCAAUUUGAGGAAGCAGAAGAAGAUGCAGGUAAUCGCAGCGAAGAAUACGACAGUGAUGAAGAGGAGGACGAUACACAUGUUAAGGGGAACUCAACCGGAGAACAGAACAGCCAGUUAGCUGUUGGAUAUAAGCACGAUAGAAGUUUCGUUGUGAGAGGGAGUAAGAUUGGUGUAUUCAAGCACACCGACAAUAACGAACUGGAGUUUGCUACAAACAUUACAAAAGUCCAGACGCCGAAAGGACGGUUGUUCGAACCCAAAAAGGUGAUGCUACAUGGAGAAGACACCAGUAUGAUCAUGCAAGAUGCGAAUAACCCACAUAGCGUUUAUAGGAUGGAUCUAGAGUAUGGGAAGGUUGUUGAUGAGUGGAAAGUGCAUGAUGAUAUUCCUAUCAACAUUUUUGCCCCGGAAAGUAAAUUCGCACAAAUGUCCAGCGAGCCAACUUUUCUUGGUCUUUCUCACAAUGCACUCUAUCGUGUUGACCCUCGUUUAUCUGGCAACAAACUUGUCGACUCGGAACUUAAGCAGUAUGUCGCCAAGAAUGAUUUCUCCGCUGCAGCAACCACAGAAAAGGGAUAUAUCGCUGUCGCCUCAACUAAAGGGGAUAUCCGUAUGUUUGACCGUCUAGGUAUUAACGCUAAAACACAUAUUCCGGCUCUUGGGGAAGCAAUCAUCGGCCUCGAUGUCUCGGCGGAUGGUCGAUGGAUUCUGGCGACGUGCAGAACGUAUCUUCUUCUUAUUGAUGCGCUCCAGCAAGAAGGAAAGAACGAGGGCAAACUUGGGUUCGAAAAGGCUUUCCCGAAGGAUUCAAAGCCACGCCCACGCAGAUUAGGACUCAACCCAGAGCACGUGGCGCAAAUGCAAGCGGAGACAAAACAACCUCUAUCUUUUACGGCAGCGAAAUUCAAUACUGGUUUGGAUGCAUCCGAAACAUCGAUUAUUACUUCAACCGGGCCAUUUAUGAUUACAUGGAGUAUUAAGAAGAUCGUUUCAGGGAAGAAAACUCAAUACACCAUCAAACGGUAUGCUGAGGAGGUCAAAGCAGAUAAUUUUAGGUUCGGAAGCGAUAAGAAUGUCAUUGUGGCUUUGCCGAACGCGGUAGAUAUGGUUAAGAAGGCAACCUUCAAAAAACCGUCAAGGGAUAGUAUUGCGAUGCCUACCAGGCAAACCAGGUCUCGACAGAAUAUUGUUGCUAGUCCCUAUUGA